Zea mays is the source of this 1777-nucleotide messenger RNA. RefSeq names its product CASP-like protein 4U1. The record is from RefSeq and is a predicted model, not a curated record. Lineage: Eukaryota; Viridiplantae; Streptophyta; Magnoliopsida; Poales; Poaceae. The transcript is spliced from 3 exons. The coding region runs from base 196 to 1485 and encodes 429 amino acids.
AACAGGUGGGACGGAAGUUCCACAAAGCAAAGUGCGACGAGGGAAGGGAACUGAACGAAACGAAAGGAAAGAAGAGCAUAAAACUGGGAAAGCUACACGUAACCUCCCAUACGGCCAUAUACACACGGCAACUCCUCCCCUCCCCGAUCCCUUUCUCCCUCCGCGCGCGGUAUCGGCCCGUCCGUCACACACACCAUGGCCUCCACACCGCGGACGCCCGCGCCAGACAGGUCGCCGCCGCCGCCGCUCGUCACACACACCAUGCCGUCCACGCCGCGAACGCCGGUGUCGGACAGGUCGCCGCCGCCCGUCACGCACACCAUGCCGUCGACACCGCGAACGCCGGCGCCGGACAGGUCGCCGCCGCCCGUGCCCACUCCUCCCCCGCCCCUGGAGACGCCUCCGCCGCCGUCUCCCUCGUCACAGCCGGGCGACGAGUACCACACGCCGCCGCCGUCUCUGGCCGACGGGUCGCCGCGGGAGGAGGCCAGCUUCCCCAGCGACGGGGCCCCCAAGAGCCCGCAGCUCUCGCCCAUGCGCCUCGCCGCGCCACGCCUCCUGCCGCCGCCCAGCCCACCCACCCCCACCGCGCAGAACGGGCAAGGAGAAGAAGGGGGCGCGAAGGCCGCGGCGCGCGAGCCGCUCCGCCUGGCGACGGGCCUCGCCCGGUCGCCGUCUUCGCAGAGGUCGCUCGCCACCGCCACCAACUCCCUUUCUCCGUCGCCCUCGCCGACGCCUCCGUCGCCGCUGACUCCCGCGCCCGUGGUCGACACCAGCAGCAACAACAAUAAUAACAGGAGCGGCCAGAGCACGCCCAAGCGCGCAGAGACGAAGGUGCCGCUGCCGCUGCCGUCGCCGGCCGCCACGGCUGCGGUCGCGGUUCGCUUCGACCCAGUCGAGGAGGCCGUCACGUCGCCGCUGCACCUCGGCAAGGCGCGCCUCGACCAGCAGCAGGAGCAGCACGCGGCGGCGGCGGAGAACGCGGGAUCAUCCGUGCCCCCCGAUGUGGCGGCCGUGGCCGCGGUCGGCGAGCGGAGGGAGCUGUCGGUGACGCUGCGCCUGGCCACGGCGGUGCUCAGCCUCGCGGCCUUCUCGGUCAUUGCCAGCGCCCGGACGUCCGGAUGGGCCGGCGACUACUACGCCCACCACCUGCAGUACAGGUACGCCGUCGCAGUGAACGUGAUCGUCUGCGCCUACUCGAUCGCGCAAUCGUUCGGCGAAAUCCGCCGCCUGAUCUCACCCAGGUUUAUAUUCCGGAGCAUGUCAAGCUACUACUGCAGCCUGUUCCUGGACCAGGCUCUGGCGUACCUCCUCAUGUCGGCGUCGUCGGCGGCCGCGUCGCGCAACGACCUGUGGGUGUCCAGGUUCGGCACGGACGCCUUCAACAGGAAGAUCACCAGCGCCCUGUGGCUGUCCUUCAUUGCGUUCCUGAUGCUCGCUCUGAACGCGCUCAUCUCCACGGCUAAUCUCUUCAGCAUGGUCUGACACGGCUGCCCUGACAUUGUUGGGAUCCAGUACUACUAGUUGUAAAUUUUGGAGUAACUACAGCCACGGAUUAGUCGGAGCACACGCUGUUCUUUUUAACUGGCGCAUCAGGACCACACUUUUAUGAUUUUUGUUAUCAGGGGCUAAUAUAAUGUUUUUCUUUUGUUUAUAUAUAGGAUUUCUAAGCAUCCCAAAUGUUUUUUUUCUUGAUCAGCCGUUAGGUACGAUAAGAUUAUCAACAACUUCCUCUGUAUUCUAUUCUACUCAUGUAAAGCACCGGUUUCGUUCGUCA